AUGUCCAUAAUCGAUACUCCUAUAGCAUUGUCCGAUAUUGAGGAAGUUUUGGCUUGGGUGGACACCUUCAAGCUUUCGCGGCCCACGAAGAAGAUUAACAGGGAUUUUUCUGACGCAGUCCUCCUAGCCGAAAUGCUCAGCGUACACUAUCCAAAGCUCGUAGAGAUGCACAACUACCCUCCGAGGAACAGCCACUCGUUAAAGCUAAACAAUUGGAUGACACUGAACAGGAAGGUUUUGAAGAAGCUUAAAUUAAACUUGUGCUGCAACACGAUGGAACAGCUGGCGAAUUGUGCUCCGGGAGUUAUUGAAAGGGUACUUUUAAUGGGUAUGAAUGUAAGAGACAAAAUUCGUCGCGACGAAGAUCUUAAUAAGAGUAUGAAUCCUGAACAGAACGUUUCUAGUGGAGGCAGUUAUUACGAGACAUGUGCUGAUGAUGAAAACGUUCUUGUGGUGCCUGUCAAGUCAAGAGUUAAUGGUGUCUUAGAAACUAUACAAAGAAAGGUUGUGUGCUACGAAACCUACCUGUCGUUGAAGGAGGAGAUGAAAGACGCAAAAGAUUCCAUUGAAGUGCUAAAACAGAAGGUGGACCAUCUUGACAAUUUGUUGAAACUCAAGGAAGAGAGGAUCGAUGAAUUACAAAAGCAACUUGAGAGAAAACAAAUCAGGCGCAAAGAAGUCGAAACGCUACAGAAUAGUCUAGUCAUUCCAUUCGAACUGGGUCCCCCGUCGCCAAAGAUUAACGAUAUCUUCGAACAAAAUAAACCAUUCUUAAAAAUUAAUGAAACUAUCAGUAAAAUACCAAAACUGGAAGACCUAAACAGAACUAGAUCGGAUGAAAAAGUGACAAGACCAAAAUCAGAUGAAAAGUUAUAUAAAGAGGAAUCGGUCAAAAUUUUCAAAGUUGAAGAAUCGAGAAUUCCAGUUCUCAAAAUGGAUGUAAACAAAUCUCUGUCAAAACCGAGUAUUACAGAAGUUCCACAAGAGUUACCUGAUCAAAUUAACGAGGUUGAUAGAAUUAGAUCAGAUGUCUUUAAAGAAAUCGAAAUCAUAGAUCAAAGAACCUUUGACAGCUAUCUCGAUAACGAGGAAUUCAAAGACACCGAGCCUGGGAAUUUUCUAACUAUAGAGAAUACUAUACAGAGGGAAAUGAACGAUAUAUCUCAAAUGAACUAUACAUCUAAUACUAUCUACUAA
Leptosia nina is the source of this 1197-nucleotide messenger RNA. Lineage: Eukaryota; Metazoa; Arthropoda; Insecta; Lepidoptera; Pieridae. The record is from the annotation of a GenBank genome assembly.